Molecule: messenger RNA, 3810 nt
Organism: Mandrillus leucophaeus (drill)
Lineage: Eukaryota; Metazoa; Chordata; Mammalia; Primates; Cercopithecidae
Gene: SGMS2
Product: sphingomyelin synthase 2
Exons: 6
Coding region: 622-1719 (365 amino acids)
Biological process (GO): sphingomyelin biosynthetic process; ceramide biosynthetic process
Cellular component (GO): endoplasmic reticulum membrane; Golgi membrane
Molecular function (GO): ceramide cholinephosphotransferase activity; sphingomyelin synthase activity
Source: RefSeq, a predicted model, not a curated record
AUCCACUGUGAAAUGGAGUUCCAAAAUCACAAGCUUCUUUCACACAUGAACACAAGUCUAGGAGCACAUAUGAAAGAGUAAAGUUGAAGGGAAUUUGGAUGAUGGUUUGGCAAGAUGCUGUAAGUGGAUUAGGUAAGGCUGCUAAAGAGAUACAGGAAAUGGCUGUGUUUGUGCUUCGGACCGACCUCCGUUAGAAGUAGUAGUUCAUGGUGUUGAAGGUUUGUUGUUGAAAAUACCUUCCUGAGGCACCUCUUCAUUGUGCUUAUUCUUCCCACAACAUUGUGCCAAGACGCUGUCAAGCCAGAGGGCCACUGGGCCUUUCUUAUCCUGCUGUAAUGUAUUGAUAGCUGGGGGCUCUGCAGAAGGACAAGAGAAAGGUGGGAUAGUAACAUCUUUUUGAGGGAAGAAUUGGCUUCCUUUCUUGAAAGUGGUGAAGGUACAGCAUAUAGUUGCAUGGAAGGAACAGUAAUCAGAUGGCUACCUUCUACCUUUUGUGUUAGGAAACAAAGUCCAUUGUAAGAGUCCAUGUUGAUCUUGGAAAUAGAAGGAUUGAAAAAAGCUAAAUUUCCACAAAGAACAAGAACUUGACCAUCUCCUUUUUGAUCUGAAGACUAGGGGACAAUGGAUAUCAUAGAGACAGCAAAACUUGAAGAACAUUUGGAAAAUCAACCCAGUGAUCCUACAAACACUUACACAAGACCCACUGAACCUGUUGAAGAAGAAAACAAAAAUGGCAACGGUAAACCCAAGAGCUUAUCCAGUGGGCUGCGAAAAGGCACCAAAAAGUACCCGGACUAUAUCCAAAUUGCUAUGCCCACUGAAUCAAGGAACAAAUUUCCACUAGAGUGGUGGAAAACGGGCAUUGCCUUCAUAUAUGCGGUUUUCAACCUCGUCUUGACAACCGUCAUGAUCACAGUUGUACAUGAGAGGGUCCCUCCCAAGGAGCUUAGCCCUCCACUCCCAGACAAGUUUUUUGAUUACAUUGAUAGGGUGAAAUGGGCAUUUUCUGUAUCAGAAAUAAAUGGGAUUAUAUUAGUUGGAUUAUGGAUCACCCAGUGGCUGUUUCUGAGAUACAAGUCAAUAGUGGGACGCAGAUUCUGUUUUAUUAUUGGAACUUUAUACCUGUAUCGCUGCAUUACAAUGUAUGUUACUACUCUACCUGUGCCUGGAAUGCAUUUCCAGUGUGCUCCAAAGCUUAAUGGAGACUCUCAGGCAAAAGUACAACGGAUUCUACGAUUGAUUUCUGGUGGUGGAUUGUCCAUAACUGGAUCACAUAUCUUGUGUGGAGACUUCCUCUUCAGCGGUCACACGGUUACGCUGACACUGACUUAUUUGUUCAUCAAAGAAUAUUCGCCUCGUCACUUCUGGUGGUAUCAUUUAAUCUGCUGGCUGCUGAGUGCUGCCGGGAUCAUCUGCAUUCUUGUAGCACAUGAACACUACACUGUCGAUGUGAUCAUUGCUUAUUAUAUCACAACACGACUGUUUUGGUGGUACCAUUCAAUGGCCAAUGAAAAGAACUUGAAGGUCUCUUCACAGACUAAUUUCUUAUCUCGAGCAUGGUGGUUCCCCAUCUUUUAUUUUUUUGAGAAAAAUGUACAAGGCUCAAUUCCUUGCUGCUUCUCCUGGCCGCUGUCUUGGCCUCCUGGCUGCUUCAAAUCAUCAUGCAAAAAGUAUUCACGGGUUCAGAAGAUUGGUGAAGACAAUGAGAAAUCGACCUGAGGAGCAAAACAAAGGCAUCAGCUCUUACACCAAAAGAGUUAACGCUGUAACCAAAGGUAUAGUUUUGUUUUUUAUUUUAGGAGAACUGACUGGUAAAUGAAGAAAUGGACCAAAUUUUGUGUAAAUGAAUAGAAAGAUGAACAAAGUAUUACCCUUUGACUGCUUUUCUUCUUCAUCCCGAGAAAGAUACAUUCUCUUGCAGCUCUUCAUUCAUUGGUGACAAGCCCCCACCCUGGGACUUUACUAAUGAGCUUGUUAAAGAGGUGCCAAAGAACAUAUUCCUCCUUUCUUUAUUCUUUCUCCACCAAAACCCUCUACUUCAGAAUUUUUUCAGGAUAUUUUUCCUCCCAAGGUCAGAAGAAUGUGUUAAUAUUUUAAAUAAAAUAUCUGGACAUCUACAGCCACUGUGUAAAUAGAACAGCCUAAUGUUGAGAGUGGUUUCUAGCAUUAGGUUUAGCAAGGGGAAGAUCCACGGGUUGUGCGUCAGCUUUGGGUGAAUUUUGUUUCUACCCUGUCACGUGGAAAGUUAGGGUUGAGUCCAGGAGUGCACGCUGCUGCUGCCACCCAAUGCGCUAUGUAUCACUUUUAAUUUGUUUUGUUUUGUUUUGUUUUGUUUUUAAAAGAUCAUUUUAUCUUAAAAAGGAAAGCUGAUCCAAGUAAACAUGAAAGUAUUUGACACACCCCACAGAUUUUACAUGUGUGUAAACGUUUCACUUUAAAAUCUCUAUGACAGACACACAGGAAACAUGAGGUGGUUUCUGUUAAUGAGUGGCCCUUGAAUACACACUUAGAUGCUGUCUGCCCUGUAAAUUUGGAUCUGGUGCCCCAGGGCAGUCAACUCUUCUAGCAUAGGCUGAAAACACAUGUGUGUCAACUGAGGCUCACGCCACUUGGGGGAUGAGCCUGUUUCCCUUCCAGGCCAGGCCCUGGUGUGAGAUCAAUUUUAGGGCUCCUAAUUGGAGCACAGAAAUAUAUUUGGUCAAAUUUCAUUGAAGGUGAUUUCUUCCUUUUUAUAUUGUACUUUAUGGAAAAACCAAGAUGGAACCUGAAAGUUAAUGUAUCCUUGCUAAAAAUGUGUCCUUGCUUUUAGCAAGAGACUCAGCUUCUCAUAACUAGUCCUAAGGACAUAUGCCACAAUUGAGUAAUUUUACUUCUACCCUGUGAAAAUAACAUGGUGCUGCACUAUAAUAUACUCUCAGAAUCAGUGUGUUAGUUACAGCUACACAGUGAAGGGGGAUAACUGUUUCUAAAUUUCUUUAAGGUGAUGCCAAAAAAAUGGAUUAAAAAAAUCUGAUCAGAUUUAAUGUUAUCAGAUUUAGUGCAUUAUUUAAUGCUAUUGAAUCUUUUGGAUAAUUCUUGGCUUAAUUUCUUAACUACUUUUGAAGGUUGAUUUGCAAGACUUUUAGAAACCUUAGAAAAGUUUUAAGGUUGCAAAGUUAUCAACACUAGGGCAGAGGGUGGAGAGGCCAAUGCGGGUAGAAGGAGGCAGUUAUGUUUAUAUUGAAGGUGAAAUUUGUCUUUCAUUUGGAAUGGAAAACAUUCCCAAAUUUAUCAUUAUAAACUAGUCAGCCUUGACUGCACAAAAUUGACCUUUAAAUUGCUUGAGAAAAGCACAAUGCAAAUCGUUCAGAAGGGUCAACAUUCUUCGGUGCUAAAAUCUUGUGUAUGUUUUCAGAAUGGCUUUUUCUGUGUGUCAUAGAAUAAUCACUAAAGGAAAGGUAGUUGAAUUUAAUGUCAUGAAGCAAGACUCUUUAAUUCAGUUAUUUUAAACAAGAAUUAAAACCCCAAACAUUCUUGGCAGGCUUUGAAGCACACUGAAUUUUCCAGUAUUUCUUAUUAAAUACACCAAUAAUAAACAUAUGCCUAGUUUAGACAUAAUUCUAUAUAAUGUUCACUUAUAUUCAUUUAUUAAAUAGCAAAACUUGUGCAAGAACAAGGUGUUCUACUUGAAAACACUGAUUUUUAAGUUCCUGUUGCCUGAUUAUAAAGAAAAUAAUCUGACACAGAAGCCUGGAUUUUACUCUCCUAACACUGGUGUUUUCCUUGAGCCUCUAAUUCAAAUAAGACAAAUCGAUACACCUUACAACCUUA